AUGUCUGAUAAGACUGAGGUACCUGAUAAGUCCAAAACGCCUGACAAGCUUGACAUUAUUCUUAAUUGUUUCAUCCCCAGUGAAGAAGUGAACGAUAUUUUUGAAGUAACGAUAUCUAACGCUAAUGUCAAUAGAGUCUCUUCUUUUGCGGAGGCAAUCAGAAACCAUCGUCUAGAUCGAUUUCAGGAUAUUGUUUCGACCAGUUUUGCUUUAUAUAAGGUUGGGUUCGUAGCUGAUAGCGUUAUAAUCCAAACCUUAAGCAACAACAAUGUAUUCAUAGUAGAGGGAUCAGUAAGAAUGGGACUACAAGACACAAUUUUUAGUCAUUUACUCACACAGCCCCAGCGUAUCUAUUCUGGUGAAAAGGGAAUCAAUGUUAUCGUAUAUCCUCCUACUGAAACAGUGCCACACAAAUAA
Rhizophagus irregularis DAOM 181602=DAOM 197198 is the source of this 417-nucleotide messenger RNA. The record is from RefSeq and is a predicted model, not a curated record. Lineage: Eukaryota; Fungi; Glomeromycota; Glomeromycetes; Glomerales; Glomeraceae.